This is a messenger RNA of Gadus chalcogrammus (walleye pollock), 568 nucleotides long. It is a transcript of the gene rps23, whose product is annotated as ribosomal protein S23. Bases 102 to 533 code for a protein of 143 amino acids. Gene Ontology annotation, biological process: translation. NCBI's taxonomy places the organism in Eukaryota, Metazoa, Chordata, Actinopteri, Gadiformes, Gadidae. The record is from RefSeq and is a predicted model, not a curated record. Gene Ontology annotation, cellular component: ribosome; cytosolic small ribosomal subunit. Gene Ontology annotation, molecular function: structural constituent of ribosome. The transcript has 4 exons.
ACCAGGCGCUAACAGGCUACCUGCCUCUGGGUCCUGGAAAUAUUCUUAGCCGCGGUGCAUCUUGGGUCCUUCCUUUCCAGUCCCGUCUCUGAUCUGCAAACAUGGGAAAGUGUCGCGGUCUGCGUACAGCCAGGAAGCUGCGGAACCACCGUAGGGAGCAGAAGUGGCACGACAAGCAGUACAAAAAGGCUCACCUGGGCACUGCGCUCAAGGCCAACCCCUUCGGAGGAGCUUCCCACGCUAAGGGCAUCGUCCUGGAGAAAGUUGGUGUUGAGGCCAAGCAGCCUAACUCUGCCAUCAGGAAGUGUGUGAGGGUGCAGCUCAUCAAGAACGGCAAGAAGAUCACCGCCUUCGUCCCUAAUGACGGUUGUCUGAACUUCAUUGAGGAGAACGACGAGGUCCUGGUGGCCGGGUUCGGUCGUAAGGGCCACGCCGUGGGAGACAUCCCCGGUGUCCGCUUCAAGGUGGUGAAGGUGGCCAACGUCUCCUUGCUGGCUCUGUACAAGGGCAAGAAGGAGAGGCCUAGGUCUUAGACUGCUCACUGCUCAAUAAAUGCUUUUUCAGUCCA